UACGGCGACGGUGUCGAUUUCGUAUUUCUUUUUCGUUCUCUUCGGCGUCCUACUCUAUUGCGUCUUCCAAUUGAAGGCACUCGGCAUUUUGAGACGUCUGCUUCUGUGGUGGCGUAAACAGCGGCAGCGGCCUAGGCAGAAGAAGAGGCAGAGCAGAAGAAAUAGUUUGAGGCGUAGACAUAUACACUUGCACGUUAACAGGCGCGUACGCACUUACACACGCCAUGUGCAGAGGAUCGGGCUAGAGAUAGAGUUUGAGCAGUUUCCGAAAUUAAUUUUGCCACUCUCUACAACACAGAAAUCCGUGAUGAACCACCUACGGGUGCACAAAUUCAAGAUCGGCGGCAAGGACAGCAGCAACGCCGCUUCUGCAGCGAUUGCGGCUGCAGCCGAUCCCUCGGACAACAAUAACACGAACACGAACAACAACAACAAUAACAACAAUGGAAGUGGCGGUGCCAAGGGAUUCCUCACGCGCAUCAAACGGUACUCGGUACUGGGGAACAAGCUGAGUCGCCGCCACUUGGGGAGCCUCAACUUACAGCCGUCGGCAGCCGGAUCGGAGGUUGCCGGCAGGGGAGAGCGUACAGGGCAGUCGCCCGGCAAGACGGUGUCUGGAAGCUACAACAUGACUGGCAGCCAUUCGGAGGACCAUCGGCUGGAGAUCGGUGCCCCGGUGCUUAUAUCGACCACCACAUUGGACACGGACCGCUUUGAUGUAACCGAGGCGCGACUCAAGCAGAUUGGCGGCGGCAUUGCCCAGACCUCGACCAUUGUGCGCACCCUGACGCCGCGCAGCUCCGACGAGGAGGAGUUCUUGGAUGCCCGCUGCACGCAGCCCGAUCGGGAUGAGCGGGAUGAGCCCGAGGAGUAUCAGACACCCAUACAUCAGCCACAGGAAGGCCUCGAGAAGCCACAGGCACAAAAGGAAGAUCCAGAGCCACAGGCGCAGGAGGAUUUCAAAGAAGGCUUGGUGAAGGAUGAGCAGAAGGAGGAGGAGAAGGAGAAGGUGGUGAUGCCACCGAUGCGAAGGGCCAACAUUGCCCGCCAGCAGCAGGCCAUGUCCGUGCAGAAUCUGCACAGAACCGAACUGAAGGUCUACCUGCACAAGUCGCCCUCGAUGACGCUGGACAUGAACGUGACGGCUCCAGGGCAUCUGGGCCCGGGCCUGAACAUGCCUGAGCUUCCGGAGUUGUACGGCGACAGCAAGCUAAGUCUGGCGGCCAGCUCCAUGGAGAAUGACAAGGAGAAUACACCAGUGGUGGUGGGCGUGCCACCAACCGCCAACGGAUUAGAAGGAUUCCUGUCACAGGAGCCACACUUUCGGAGCAUCGAAUCGUUCCAGCUACAUAGACGCUCGAAGCGCAGCUCCUCUCAGCCGAGCUCCAAGCAGAGCUCCAAGAUAAGCCUCGACUGCUCUGUGCACAGCUUUGACUUUGACUUCAAGUCGGUCAGCUAUCAAAGUCUAAAUGCCCAGAACCUGAUGGUGUCCAUUGACGAGCUGCAGGAGAUUACGCGGCAGAUCAACGAGACGGAGGACUUCACCAAGGAGGUGGAUCUAGAGUACUGCGAGCACCGGGAUCAGCUGCGUCCCAGCGAGCGUCGCAUUACGCUGCUCAAGAACAAGAACCAGACACUCAUCCACUUCAAUCAGCAGAAGGAGAAGCUGCGCAAGGGCUGGCAUGGCAUGAAACACUGGCUCGGCGAAGAGGGUAGCCGCCUAAAGGAGGCUGUCCGCCAGCAGACACCCCUCAAGCGUCUGGCCCGCUCACGCAGCAAUCUGAAUCAGUCGACAACAGACGCGAGUCGUCUGUCCUUAUCGCCGGACCGUGCGACGCGCGACGUCACCGAAAGCUGUGAGGAUAUCACCCAUCCCACGGAACUGGACUCCUCCAUGUCCCAGAGGGCAAACAGUGAUGAGGAUUUGUCACCAAAUGCCAAGCGCUUCAAGGAUGAGGUAUACCAAAGGAAUUGCUGUUCGUCGCGGGCUGGCCGUGGUCGUGUUUGUAGACAUGGUCGUGGUGGCCGUCGUGGCCACCGUUCACGCUGGAGUUUCAUUUCAUUGCUAACUGGUUCAAAUUCUUUAUACUCCCACCAGGGCCAAAAUGGAUUCGAGGAACUGCGUCGCUACAUCAAGCAGGGCGGAGACUUUAGCAAGGAGCUCAUAUUUGUCCUGCAGGAGCGUGCCGAUUCCGAAUUGAUCUACUCCAAAUCACUCUCGAAGCUGGCCAAUAAGCUUAACAAGGCUGGCCGCGAGAUACCUGGAAGUGUGGCGGAUGCCUGGCGUGGCGUGGCCACCGAAAUGGAGAGUCGCAGCGAUAUCCACCGCCAGCUGGCGGCCUCUCUCACCGAUGAGCUGGUCAAGCCGCUCAAGGUCGUGGUCGAGAGUCACCACAAGGCGCGCAAGGCGGUGGAAAGCACUGUGGACAAGGCCGCUCGUGUGCUCAGCGAAUGGCGCAUAACGGAGGCCAAGGCCAAGAAGGCCUCGCAUACGGCGGCGCGUGAGAACGAGAAGCUGCAGGACGCCAUGCUAGAUGUGCGCAUCCAGAAGUCGCCAUCCAUUGCCAUGCUCCACCAGGGUCCCAACAAGAUCUCGGCCGAAAAGGAGCUGAAGAACGCGGAGAAGGACUGCGUGAAGCUGGACAACAAGCGCAAGAAGGCCGAGGAGGCUGUGAAGCGUGCAGAUGUCGAGUACUACACAAUGUGUGUGCGCGCCGAACGGGCACGCGUCGACUGGGAGAUGGCCGUGCUACGCGGCAGCUCUCAGCUGCAGACCAACGAACAGCAGCGUCUUGCCAAUAUGCACAACUUUGCCCAGCAGUACGGUCGCCUCAUAUCCGAUAUAAAUCCCAUACUCGGUGGCCUCACAUGCCGCCUGCAGCCCCAGCUGGAUGCCUGUAAUGUCGACAAGGAUAUGCUUGUGGUGAGCAACAUUCGCCACCAUUCGGAGGGACCCAGCGAGCAGCUGCUGCCCGACUUCUACUGCGAACACACCACACUGGCCAUGAAUCGCGAGCGGCGCAAGCAUGCGCUCAUCAAGCUGCUGCAGCUGGUGAAAACCGAUCUGGAACGCGAGCGUAAGUCACGUGACGGCCUCCGCGGUCUCUCUCAGUCGUUGAACAACCAGGAGAACCAAAACAUCACCGAUAAGCUGUAUCACAUUCGAUCCAUGCUCACAUACCUGGAGGGAUCACGCAUCAAGCUGCAGUCUGCCCUCUUGGAGCUGGACCACAAGCCCCGCACCACACAUCCCCUGGCACAGCACAUUCAGAUAACGCGGGAUCGCACUGGGCUUCAACAGAGCAUUCUGAAGGUACCCAAUUGGCUGAAGAACAACGACAAGUCACAGCAGUCCGCAGGGCUGGACGUGACUGGCUUCGGCACCCAGGAUGAUGAGCAGGAGGAGGACGCCUGCUCCCAGAUGAUGGGCAACGCGCUCAGCAACAGCUCCUGUGCGGACAUCAGUGUGGCGGUGGCGGGGCCAGCUCUGAAGCACUUCAAUCGGAGCAAGAGCAACAUUGAGACCUUCAACACCAGCCAACCAAAGAUAAUCUCCACGACGAACGCCUCGCUGGCUGCUGUGGCACUGACGGCUUCUGUCAAAUGCAAGACCAUACCAGCGAACCAUCACCACAACCACCAUCAGGGCAGCGAUCGCGGCCAGGCGGAUGGUGGCUCCAAUCAGCAGGACUCGGACUUUGAUGAAUUCAGUUCACAGGACGAGGACGAGGAGGACACGGGCCCCAUCAAGGGACAGCAGGGACCACAGUCGCAGUCGCAGUCGCAGUCGCAAAACCAAAACCAAAACCAAAACCAGAUGCCAACGCAGCAUUUCUAUCAGAACGCGCAGGAUAUGCAGAAGGGAGGCCAUGGCCAGGGCCAAGUGCUCGGACGAUGCAAGGCGCUCUACAGCUACACACCAAAGCUCUACGAUGAACUGGAACUGAGUCCCGGCGACAUCAUCGAAGUUCAUGCCAAGCAGGAUGACGGCUGGUGGCUGGGGGCCCUGCGGAAUCACAUUGGCAUCUUUCCUGCCACCUAUGUGGAGGAGUGCUAGGGCAUACGAGACGCUACCUGAAGCAUCACUAGAGAUAUAUGUA
Messenger RNA from Drosophila guanche, 4100 nucleotides. It is a transcript of the gene Nost, whose product is annotated as nostrin. The transcript has 5 exons. The record is from RefSeq and is a predicted model, not a curated record. NCBI's taxonomy places the organism in Eukaryota, Metazoa, Arthropoda, Insecta, Diptera, Drosophilidae. Gene Ontology annotation, cellular component: plasma membrane; cytoplasm. The coding region runs from base 308 to 4057 and encodes 1249 amino acids. Gene Ontology annotation, molecular function: protein binding.